CAUUGUGUUGUCCCAUCUUGCACAAUGAGCGAGCUGCUGUCGAAGGAAAGGGAAUUUAUUGAAUUAAACGAACAACUAGACCUCAUAGCACGCUCCGUUUUGGACCAACAUAAUAGUAAUACGGCAAAUAAAAAAAAUAAAACAAGUAAUACAAAUAAAGGGCAAAUAUCACAGCGAUCAGAAAACAAAUCACCAUCAGAAAUGCCAACACAAGAGCAAUUCAAGCAAGUCAUGUCAUCGGGGCAAGCUAAUAGCUAUGGGAAGACCGCCGCGAAAACCGAUAAUCGUAUUGCUGUAUUAUCGAAAGGCAAGGGACAAAGUGCGCUUGUCAAAAAACGGUUAGGUACUGAGCGUAUUACUGAGGGUGUUGCAAGUGGGCAAGUAAAUCAUUCAGUACACAAGGGCCGUAUAAAUCGGACCAAUGCCAACGCACCAGUGACAUCUUUAUCACAGGCUCAGACAAGAAAAUCGACGUACAAGGGUAACGAAACCAGUCGUUCGGUAAUGUCGAAUUUUAAGCAGUCCGGUGGAGCAACACCGGCAACAGCAACGUUCACAGUUAAAUAUCGCAAUCCGAAAUUUGUGGAAAGUCCUUCAUUAGAAGUACUAGUCAAGGAGGAAUAUUCAGCUAUGCGUUGUGAAAAGCUGAAUAUGCGAAAUUCGACGGGUGCCACACCAGUUGCGAGUAAUACCUCGUUGCAAGGUCACGAGCACAGGUCCCAAUUAAGCACGAAUAGUGCUCGUCGUCAUGUCAGUACCGAAGGUCUAAUCAAGUUUUUAAAGUCAAAAAUAACUAUUUUGGAAGAGGAUCACGAUCGUAUCAACCAGGAGAUGGCCGAGCAAAAAGAACUUUUAGAAAAGGCUCUGGAACGUUCAAAGGUUAUGGAGCAGCAACGUGAUCAGGCAUUUAUGAAACAUAACGCUGUCGCCGACCAGUUGUCCAAAACUGAAUCGCAACUCGAAGAAGCCAAUCGUCGUCUAAAAGAACGUUCGACAGAACAAACAGCACAACAAAAAGAACUAGAGACGGUUAAGCGAGAUUUAAAGAUUGUCACACAAACCAAUAAAAAUUUAGAGAAACGUCUGCUCCGGGUUAACGAGGAGCUAGAAAGUGCACGCAGCACGUUGGGUGCUAUGAAAACUUCGGAACGUGAAUUAAAAGAUACAGCACGCACCGAAUCUGAAGCCAAAGAUAAACAAAUUAAAAGUUUGAAAAAACAGAGAGCCGAUCUAUUAAAUGCCUAUAAGAAGCAAUUAUUCCUCAUUGACAAUUUAAAACGCCAGAAUUUAUGCAUGGAACAGUCCAAAAUGAUAGCCUAUGGUGAGAAGGAAUUUUCUAAAGUCCUUGAUUGGAAAAUGCAUGAUUAG
Molecule: messenger RNA, 1368 nt
Organism: Glossina fuscipes
Lineage: Eukaryota; Metazoa; Arthropoda; Insecta; Diptera; Glossinidae
Product: coiled-coil domain-containing protein 186
Exons: 3
Coding region: 25-1368 (447 amino acids)
Source: RefSeq, a predicted model, not a curated record